AUGGACAUGGAUAUCGAGAAACGGACGCUACGCAAAAUCACUUGGCGUAUUGUGCCGUUUAUCAUGAUUUUAUAUUUAAUUGCCUAUAUUGAUCGAGUCAAUAUUGGUUUUGCUGCCAUUACCAUGAAAGAAGACUUGGGCUUUACCGCUUCGAUUCUCGGUUUUGGCGCAGGAAUUUUCUUUUUGGGCUAUUUCCUCUUUGAAGUUCCCUCCAACAUUAUUUUGCACAAAGUCGGCGCUCGCAUUUGGAUUGCACGGGUCAUGGUGACUUGGGGCAUUAUUGCUGGCGGGAUGGCCUUUGUCGAAAGCUCAACCAGCUUUUAUGUUAUGCGAUUUUUACUCGGUGUCGCCGAAGCAGGCUUUUUCCCCGGCAUUAUUUUGUAUUUAAGCUACUGGUUCCCUGCACGAAACCGAGCAGGGGUAAUUGCCUUAUUUAUGGCUGCCGCCCCUAUAGCCACGGCGAUUGGUUCUCCUAUUUCAGCAGCAUUACUGGAAAUGCACGGCAUCAUGGGCUUAGCAGGUUGGCAAUGGAUGUUCCUGAUUGAAGCCAUUCCUGCGGUGAUCCUAGGCGUCGUAGUGUUUUUCUACAUGACAGAUCGACCUGAAAAAGCCGCGUGGUUAAAACCCGAUGAGCGUGAAUGGUUGGUUAAAACCAUGCAAGCAGAAGAUGCCAAUAAAGGAGGGCAACAGCAUCACAGUAUUUUACGCGGACUCGCCAAUCCACGCGUGCUUGCUCUGGCACUCAUUUAUUUCGGUACCUCCGCGGGGCUGUAUACCCUUGGCAUUUGGGCACCUCAAAUCAUUAAAGAACUGGGUGUCAGCUCAAUGACCGUCGGUCUAUUGAACGCUAUUCCUCCUAUUAUCUCUGUGGUUGCCAUGAUUCUGUGGUCUCGCCACUCCGACAAAACCAAUGAACGCACAUGGCAUGUGGCUUUGGCUUGUUUAACCGCAGCUGUGGGGCUCGCGAUUGCAGCCAGUACUGGCAGUAUGUUUGGCCUGAUUGCAGCAUUAACCAUUGUCAACGUCGGCAUCAGUUGCUCUAAACCGCCACUGUGGAGCAUGCCAACCAUGUUUUGA
Molecule: messenger RNA, 1077 nt
Organism: Notodromas monacha
Lineage: Eukaryota; Metazoa; Arthropoda; Ostracoda; Podocopida; Cyprididae
Source: the annotation of a GenBank genome assembly